This is a messenger RNA of Sabethes cyaneus, 2503 nucleotides long. Its product is annotated as daxx-like protein. NCBI's taxonomy places the organism in Eukaryota, Metazoa, Arthropoda, Insecta, Diptera, Culicidae. The transcript is spliced from 3 exons. The record is from RefSeq and is a predicted model, not a curated record. Bases 206 to 2041 code for a protein of 611 amino acids. Gene Ontology annotation, molecular function: histone binding.
AUAUUAAAAUCGUGUCGAUGCUAAAAUCGAAUCGCUGGUGUGCAUGUCAUAGCAGUAGGCCGUGUGGAGUAGUGCUAGUGAGACAUCAGAAAACGAGCGAAAAGAAAAAAAAUAUUGGGCAAGAUUUUCGAAAAUAGUAAAGUUUUAAUGUCUACACGUAGUCUUAUUGCGUCGCAUUAGUCAUCGUAAUUCUGGAGUGAGCAAAAUGGAUCCCUCCUCGAUUAUCGUGCUGGACUCCUCCGACGAGGAAUCCGGAGAGCCAAAACGACGGAAACUGGGUGGCCCGCCGGGGCAGCCGGCUGCUUCGGCCGUCAACGGUGGUGGUCAGCACCGGCUGAAGCUACCACCCGAACCCGGAAGCAAUAUCAAGCGUAUAAAGCCAAUCACGAUCGCUACCAAUUUGAGCAAGGAAUCCGACAAUAACAAUCGUCCCGCGGUGAACGAAAACUUUGCCUCCAUCAGCUACUCGGACGAGUGGGAAAAAAAUCUGCAAAAGUAUCAGCAAAUCAUAAGCGACCACGAACGAUCACGCCAGCUGCAGCAGCAGCAACAGCAGCAGUCACAGCUCGCCAAAAAGAAAUCGCCCCUUUCGUCGGUAGUCGAGGAAGAGGUUGGCGAUCGCAAGACUGCUACGCCCGGAAGCAGUACUGCCGAUUCGCACUCCACUAGUCGAUCGGAGAAAAAGAAGGAACGGAAAAAUGAUCUGGAAAGGAAUCCGAUCGGAAAAGAGUUCGGUGAACUGUUGGAUGCUUGUCGAAAGGCAGAUUCGUCACCGGAAAUGGAACUUCUGUUACAAAAGAAACUAAUCAAGUACUACGAGUGCGUCCAUCCGGAUUUUAUCAACUCGAAAAGCUUUAAGAAAACGCUGGCUGCUGUAACGGAGGAGGUUUUGGCUAGUCCGGAGCUGGUUUAUCUAAAACUAGCGAGUAUCGUGGAGGAGUUGAAUAUUCGUCGCAAAUCGAGGAACUCGGUGAUGACAAACGAAAACGUUACCAGCACUGGAAACGAGAAAAAGGACAAUCAGAUUCGCCGGCUGAAUCGAGCGUUAUACAUUCUGAAAAAACGCAUCGCCAAGCUGGAGGAAAUGGAAGUUGAUUUCGACGAGGACAUCAACUCUGCCUAUAUGAUGGAGGAGCGCUACAAGAAGCGGGCAUUCGAAAUCUACGAAAAGAUCUGUGAUAUUACGGGGGAAAGCAAACACGCACACCGGAUCGUUCGGAAGCCAGUCCACUUCGAUGGAACGCACUAUCCGGAGUUUAACCGUACCAUUCAGACGUUCGUUAACCGGACAAACACGUUUCCGGAUUUUUUCGAUGUGCUGAAGUGCUUGCAGCACUGCAACAGUCAGUACGGUUACCGUAUGAAGCGGGAUGAGAUGACCAAAAUCGCCCAGGAUGCUUUCAUCAAGAUUGGCCGGUUGCUGCAGAAGCGCCGAAAGACGGAUCUCUACGAAACGGUUUCGUACUACACGGGAGCGGAAAAGGAUCCGGCAGUAGUGGACCGAAAGCUGCUGGAAAAGCUAGAGGAUAAUAAGAAGCAUUACGGGAAGAUUGGAGAUAUUAUCGAUAAGUUUGCACGGGUGCAGGACCGUGAUACGGACGAUGAAGCCGAUGCGGGUGGUGCUGCAUCAAGCCAUAAUUCGAAACCGUCCAGCAGUAAAGCAGGAGGAAUAGUACCGACUAAAGUGAAAUCCGCCAUAGUAACCAGUAGUUCAAAAGACAGUGGAAGCAGAUCUACGUCGCCCCCUGCGAGCUGCCCCGGCACGAAAAGUACGAAUUCGCCGAGUGAAAGCAGUGCUAGUCCAACCGCAGGUGACAAAGACGCAAACAAUUCGAGCAGUGAGAAUAAACCGGAAGACGAAAAAAUAGAUGCGGACAAAAGUCUCGAAAUCGUUACACCUCCUGACGAGGUUGAUGACGACGAAGACGAUGAAGAGGAUGAGGAAGAAGACGAGAUGCUCAUCAAGGAGAACGUUAAACCGGACACCUUCGAUGACAUCGAAAUUUCCGACGACGAAGAACUGAUUGUACCCACGUCUUAGCACCUGGCGUUGGGCAAUUGUCUAAAUCUGUAAAUAGGCAUCAUCACUACAAAGAUUCCGAAGGAAUAUAUCGCGCUCCGAAACUAGUGAUUUCAUAGAGGACACUUUUAUCAUGCAUUAUUUUUUCCAUACAAAAACACACACACGCCUACUUCUCGUUUGUCAUAUUGUGGGUAUUUCAUUGUAGCGUAACUUUGGAUAAGCAAAUCGUUCACCCAAGCCAGAUGGUUCGAUCUCUAAAAGUUUACUAUUGGUAAUCCGUAAUAGUUUCAUAUACGUGUGUCAUUUUUACGAUUUGUUUCGUUCUUUUGUUUUCAUUUUAACCAAACGUUAAUCACUCGCUUUAACUAUUAUUGAAACCUCGGCAGCAAAAAUAAGACAAAAUAUUUUUGCUCUAAAAAAACUAGGGCAAAGCUAAGUUAUUUGUAAUCAUCGUAAAACAUACACACACUGUACAUACAA